Paramuricea clavata is the source of this 25657-nucleotide messenger RNA. Lineage: Eukaryota; Metazoa; Cnidaria; Anthozoa; Malacalcyonacea; Plexauridae. The record is from the annotation of a GenBank genome assembly.
AAAAAUUCGAGGAAAAACUAUUGGCCAGGAACGCCAACUCAUCAGGUGCUUCUAAAAGAAAAAAGGAAGGUAAAGAUAGAAUAAAAAUUAAAAAUUCGAGCAUGAGAUAAAAAUACCAGGUGAUUGCAACUUAAUCUUAAUUGGAACGUUAUCUAAAAAACUCAGUUCAGUUAUAAAACAUGAUGGAUUCCAGAGUAGAAUAUAUGAUGUGACACAUCUACAGAGUGUCCUAAAUACUGGUCUAUGCUGAGUGGUUAUAUUACUACCUUAAAAAACAAACAGAAACUCGACGUUUCGAGCGAAGGCCCUUCGUCAAGAGUUAGUAGCAGGGAUCGGGGAAAAUGCACGGGCUUUUAUACGAAGAGUAUGAAAGGUAUCACGUGACAAAAAAUAAGAAAUAAUGUAAGAAAAACAAUGUAAGAAAUAAAAGUAAUGAAUAGAUAAAUGUUGUCAAUGUCUGCUAUAGACAGGCAAGGACAGAUGAAAUUAAACAUAGGAAAAGCGUUCAUUAAUACCAGAAGGAUGAACAGUGCCAUGUUUGGAUAUGAGGCGCAUUUCAUGUAGUUUGCGGCUAUCGUAGAUUCCAGAAAUGGGACAGAGGGCUCGAAUUAACAUAUCUGAAACACUGUGAUUGCCAUUAUUAAAAUGUCUGCCAACAGGUUGGUUAGCAUCAUUGCCAAUAACUGCACGCCGAUGCUCACGAAACCUUGUCCUUAAACAUCUUCCAGCCACCCCAAUGUAAAGCAUGCCACAUCUGCUGCAUGAGAUGCAGUAGAUGAAAUGGGAGGAGGCGCACGUAAAAUGGUGCUUGAUGUGAUAUUCAGAUUUAGGCGAUUCGAAACAACAGUGGAAGAAUCUACAAAGUCACAGAUUUUACAUUUCGACGACCGGCAAGAAAAAGUGCCUUUCUGUGACGUAUAGAAAUUAACCUAUUGUUGUCAAUAAGCGUGAGACGUUAUGCUCCUCUAUGUAAUUAAAAUGCCAAAUGUAAAAACAUAUCUUAUCUGUAUGGACAUACAGUAACCUUAUCUGUAUGUUGAUUCAAGUCUUUAGGCAACGAAAAUCGAAAAGGAUUACUAAGUGAUCUUCCACACGUGCCACUCCAAGAUGAAAAAAAAAAAUUAGGACAUUUAAACGUAAAUCAGGACAAAAAUUUAGACGUAAAUCAGGACAAAGCACAGAUACCCUGGUCCAGGCUGGUCACGUGUCUCCCAGAUUUUGGGAGAAAACAAUUUUUUUACAUGAGGGUGGGGGGCUAAGUUUGUUUUACCAAGCAUGUAAUCUUGUAGGAUUCUGCCUUUUGUUGUUGAUAUACAUGUAUGUAUUAUACAACCAAACCCGAUACUGUGUCUUUGAGUGAGCUUCGAGAAGAACAUCUAUAACGUUGCCAGCCAGGCUUGAUUAACAACUUCGUCCCUUACAAUAACCGUUAUGCCAAUAAAAACUUCGUUUCAUAGUGUAAUCGUUUGUGUUUCUUUAUUCACACUCCUUGUAUUGUUUUGAACUCGAGCGCCACAUUUGCAAGUCCCAAUUGUUAUCUCCCAAAAUCUGGGAGACACGUGACCAGCCUGGACCAGGCUCUUUCCUCCAGCGAGGCGCGUAGUGGAAAGAGCCUGGGUAAUAGGUUGCAGAUAACUAAGAGUUUUAAUUGCCGGUGUACCCAGACGUUUAGCCUAAAGCAGCCAUGCAUGCGCACUUUUCAAAAGCAUUUCCACGCAUUCGUAUAUUAGUUUUGAUAAGUUAACUGUCCCACAAUAAUAAGAAUAAUCAUGCCGUGCCUAAAUUUAAGCCGAGCAUCUGUUGAUUCAAUUCUUUAGGCAACGAAAAUCGUGAAGUAGUAAGUGAUCUUCCACACGUGCCACCCCAAGAUGAGCAAGAUGUGGCAAUGACAAGUAAGUAACAUAUUGUUAAAUUCAUUACCUAAACAAUACGGCAUUGUUAAUAAUAAAUCCUGGUAGGCAAAAUAUUGCCGUUGAUAUUUCCAAGUUCGGUGGUAAUGUUUUUGGCAUCUAAAUGACAUUGGGUUAAUUUCAAGAUGCUUCAGCAUAAUAAUGUAUAAAAAACAGUGGCGAAGCCAGCCCGACAAUUUGGUCAUGCUAUCCAAAUUUUAAAUCAUUAUCAUUAUUAAUUUCUUUACAAAUUGAUUGUUUCCACGUCGUAUGAACACGGAAAUAUUUGCAUAGCAUGACCAAAUUGUCGGGCUGGCUUCGCCACUGAUAAAAAAGAGCGAUAUUCUUCUUCGAGGGUAGUACCGGCGGCAAUUGCCUUUUGCUGCCGAGAACUAACAGGACUGUAUUAUUUGCAUAAAACACAUUCGAUUAACAAGAAGAAUUCAACCUGAGAGUAGAAUAUGUGCAGUAACACCUCUAUAAAACGCGGAUCAAACGAGAUGCAAGUCAUCGCAAGUUUAAACUUCUGAGACACGCAGGCUGUCCAAAAUUAGAUGUAGCGGAAGCCAAUUUGGGUUACCGCAAAACCACGUUGGUGGUAACCGGGUUUCCACAAUUUUUUUAAGGAAAUUUCAGGGGUAAAAGUAGAAGUACUACCUCUAAAUUCCAUUAAAAGUUUAAAUGAAAUUGGCGAAGUUAUUGUAAAAUCUCUUGAGGGAAACCAGAUUAGGUUACCGCAAAACUACAUUUGUGGUAACGCACCGGUAACCCAGGUUUCGUUACCGCAAUUUUUGACAGCCAGAAUGGAAACGAGGAAUGCAUGGGUGGUAAAAUACAUGAAUUGAGGAAAAGAGUUGAUAAAAACAGAUAACGUAAAAUAUUCAUGUUUCGCUGUAUAUACAAAAUACAUCAAUCACUUUCUACAUGAGACAUUGUCUAUUUAACUUUCUUAUUUUCAUCAUCAAAUUAUUCAUUCCCUCUUUUCUAUGUCUAAGAAAUUUAAAACUGACGACGACUUGCGAUGAUUUGUGUCUCCUUUGAUCCGGACUUAAGACACUGUUACACAAGACUACAGAAUGUAUAAACAUUAUACAGUAACCUUACCUGUAUGUUGAUUCAAUUCUUUAGGCAACGAAAAUUGUGAAGAAGUAAGUGAUCUUCAACGUGCCACUCCAAGAUGAGCAAGAUGUGCCAUGACAAGUAAGCAACAUAUUGUUAAAUUCAUACCCGAUUACCUAAACAUGCCUUUUGUUGUUGAUAUACAUGUAUGUAUUAUACAACCAAACCCGAUACUGUGUCUUUGAGUGAGCUUCGAGAAGAACAUCUAUAACGUUGCCAGCCAGGCUUGAUUAACAACUUCGUCCCUUACAAUAACCGUUAUGCCAAUAAAAACUUCGUUUCAUAGUGUAAUCGUUUGUGUUGCUUUAUUCACACUCCUUGUAUUGUUUUGAACUCGAGCGCCACAUUUGCAAGUCCCAAUUGUUAUCUCCCAAAAUCUGGGAGACACGUGACCAGCCUGGACCAGGCUCUUUCCUCCAGCGAGGCGCGUAGUGGAAAGAGCCUGGGUAAUAGGUUGCAGAUAACUAAGAGUUUUAAUUGCCGGUGUACCCAGACGUUUAGCCUAAAGCAGCCAUGCAUGCGCACUUUUCAAAAGCAUUUCCACGCAUUCGUAUAUUAGUUUUGAUAAGUUAACUGUCCCACAAUAAUAAGAAUAAUCAUGCCGUGCCUAAAUUUAAGCCGAGCAUCUGUUGAUUCAAUUCUUUAGGCAACGAAAAUCGUGAAGUAGUAAGUGAUCUUCCACACGUGCCACCCCAAGAUGAGCAAGAUGUGGCAAUGACAAGUAAGUAACAUAUUGUUAAAUUCAUUACCUAAACAAUACGGCAUUGUUAAUAAUAAAUCCUGGUAGGCAAAAUAUUGCCGUUGAUAUUUCCAAGUUCGGUGGUAAUUUUUUUGGCAUCUAAAUGACAUUGACUUAAUUUGAAGAUGCAUUAGCAUAAUAAUGUAUAAAAAAGAGCGAUAUUCUUCUUCGAGGGUAGUACCGGCGGCAAUUGCCUUUUGCUGCCGAAAACUACCAGGACUGUAUUAUUUGCAUAAAACACAUUCGAUUAACAAGAAGAAUUCAACCUGAGAGUAGAAUAUGUGCAGUAACACCUCUAUAAAACGCGGAUCAAACGAGAUGCAAGUCAUCGCAAGUUUAAACUUCUGAGACACGCAGGCUGUCCAAAAUUAGAUGUAGCGGAAGCCAAUUUGGGUUACCGCAAAACCACGUUGGUGGUAACCGGGUUUCCACAAUUUUUUUAAGGAAACUUCAGGGGUAAAAGUAGAAGUACUACCUCUAAAUUCCAUUAAAAGUUUAAAUGAAAUUGGCGAAGUUAUUGUAAAAUCUCUUGAGGGAAACCAGAUUAGGUUACCGCAAAACUACAUUUGUGGUAACGCACCGGUAACCCAGGUUUCGUUACCGCAAUUUUUGACAGCCAGAAUGGAAACGAGGAAUGCAUGGGUGGUAAAAUACAUGAAUUGAGGAAAAGAGUUGAUAAAAACAUAUAACGUAAAAUAUUCAUGUUUCGCUGUAUAUACAAAAUACAUCAAUCACUUUCUACAUGAGACAUUGUCUAUUUAACUUUCUUAUUUUCAUCAUCAAAUUAUUCAUUCCCUCUUUUCUAUGUCUAAGAAAUUUAAAACUGACGACGACUUGCGAUGAUUUGUGUCUCCUUUGAUCCGGACUUAAGACACUGUUACACAAGACUACAGAAUGUAUAAACAUUAUACAGUAACCUUACCUGUAUGUUGAUUCAAUUCUUUAGGCAACGAAAAUUGUGAAGAAGUAAGUGAUCUUCCAACCGUGCCACUCCAAGAUGAGCAAGAUGUGCCACUGACAAGUAAGCAACAUAUUGUUAAAUUCAUUACCGCCAUGAUUACCUAAACAAUAUACGGUACAGUUAUUAACAAGCACGAUCGCACAAUACUGGACCAGGAACUGGCCGUGUAUACAAACGGGGCGUAAAUCAGGACAAAGCACAGAUACCCUGGUCCAGGCUGGUCACGUGUCUCCCAGAUUUUGGGAGAAAACAAUUUUUUUACAUGAGGGUGGGGGGCUAAGUUUGUUUUACCAAGCAUGUAAUCUUGUAGGAUUCUGCCUUUUGUUGUUGAUAUACAUGUAUGUAUUAUACAACCAAACCCGAUACUGUGUCUUUGAGUGAGCUUCGAGAAGAACAUCUAUAACGUUGCCAGCCAGGCUUGAUUAACAACUUCGUCCCUUACAAUAACCGUUAUGCCAAUAAAAACUUCGUUUCAUAGUGUAAUCGUUUGUGUUGCUUUAUUCACACUCCUUGUAUUGUUUUGAACUCGAGCGCCACAUUUGCAAGUCCCAAUUGUUAUCUCCCAAAAUCUGGGAGACACGUGACCAGCCUGGACCAGGCUCUUUCCUCCAGCGAGGCGCGUAGUGGAAAGAGCCUGGGUAAUAGGUUGCAGAUAACUAAGAGUUUUAAUUGCCGGUGUACCCAGACGUUUAGCCUAAAGCAGCCAUGCAUGCGCACUUUUCAAAAGCAUUUCCACGCAUUCGUAUAUUAGUUUUGAUAAGUUAACUGUCCCACAAUAAUAAGAAUAAUCAUGCCGUGCCUAAAUUUAAGCCGAGCAUCUGUUGAUUCAAUUCUUUAGGCAACGAAAAUCGUGAAGUAGUAAGUGAUCUUCCACACGUGCCACCCCAAGAUGAGCAAGAUGUGGCAAUGACAAGUAAGUAACAUAUUGUUAAAUUCAUUACCUAAACAAUACGGCAUUGUUAAUAAUAAAUCCUGGUAGGCAAAAUAUUGCCGUUGAUAUUUCCAAGUUCGGUGGUAAUGUUUUUGGCAUCUAAAUGACAUUGGGUUAAUUUCAAGAUGCUUCAGCAUAAUAAUGUAUAAAAAACAGUGGCGAAGCCAGCCCGACAAUUUGGUCAUGCUAUGCAAAUUUUAAAUCAUUAUCAUUAUUAAUUUCUUUACAAAUUGAUUGUUUCCACGUCGUAUGAACACGGAAAUAUUUGCAUAGCAUGACCAAAUUGUCGGGCUGGCUUCGCCACUGAUAAAAAAGAGCGAUAUUCUUCUUCGAGGGUAGUACCGGCGGCAAUUGCCUUUUGCUGCCGAAAACUACCAGGACUGUAUUAUUUGCAUAAAACACAUUCGAUUAACAAGAAGAAUUCAACCUGAGAGUAGAAUAUGUGCAGUAACACCUCUAUAAAACGCGGAUCAAACGAGAUGCAAGUCAUCGCAAGUUUAAACUUCUGAGACACGCAGGCUGUCCAAAAUUAGAUGUAGCGGAAGCCAAUUUGGGUUACCGCAAAACCACGUUGGUGGUAAUCGGGUUUCCACAAUUUUUUUAAGGAAACUUCAGGGGUAAAAGUAGAAGUACUACCUCUAAAUUCCAUUAAAAGUUUAAAUGAAAUUGGCGAAGUUAUUGUAAAAUCUCUUGAGGGAAACCAGAUUAGGUUACCGCAAAACUACAUUUGUGGUAACGCACCGGUAACCCAGGUUUCGUUACCGCAAUUUUUGACAGCCAGAAUGGAAACGAGGAAUGCAUGGGUGGUAAAAUACAUGAAUUGAGGAAAAGAGUUGAUAAAAACAGAUAACGUAAAAUAUUCAUGUUUCGCUGUAUAUACAAAAUACAUCAAUCACUUUCUACAUGAGACAUUGUCUAUUUAACUUUCUUAUUUUCAUCAUCAAAUUAUUCAUUCCCUCUUUUCUAUGUCUAAGAAAUUUAAAACUGACGACGACUUGCGAUGAUUUGUGUCUCCUUUGAUCCGGACUUAAGACACUGUUACACAAGACUACAGAAUGUAUAAACAUUAUACAGUAACCUUACCUGUAUGUUGAUUCAAUUCUUUAGGCAACGAAAAUUGUGAAGAAGUAAGUGAUCUUACAAUCGUGCCACUCCAAGAUGAGCAAGAUGUGCCAUUGACAAGUAAGCAACAUAUUGUUAAAUUCAUUACCACCGCGAUUACCUAAACAAUAUGGUACAGUUAUUAACAAGUACGAUCGUACUAUACUGGACCAGGAACUGGCCGCGUAUACAUGCAAACGGGAUGUAAAUCAGGACAAAGCAUAGCUGACAUAUUUGCUGAAUAUUAAUGAUAUGUACAUAUUAUCUGCUACGAAUACAGUCAAGAAUUGCUUGUAUCUUGCUUCAAAAAUAAAAAAUCGAACACCGUCAAUCCAUGCGGAAUAUUGCUUAGCAUCAUUGUGUAAUGUUUCACCCCGAUCGCGGACAAGUAAUGCAGUAACACCCUAAUAAAGCCUGGAUCAAACGAGACCCAAGUCAUCGCAAAGAGGAUGGAUGAAAUGUGGAAAGGAGUCAAUUUGAUAAAAACAUAUCACGUAAAAUAUUCAUGUCUCGCUGUAUAUACAAAAUACAUCAAUCACUUUCUACAUGAGACAUUGUCUAUUUAACUUUCUUAUUUUCAUCAUCAAAUUAUUCAUUCCCUCUUUUCUAUGUCUAAGAAAUUUAAAACUGACGACGACUUGCGAUGAUUUGUGUCUCCUUUGAUCCGGACUUAAGACACUGUUACACAAGACUACAGAAUGUAUAAACAUUAUACAGUAACCUUACCUGUAUGUUGAUUCAAUUCUUUAGGCAACGAAAAUUGUGAAGAAGUAAGUGAUCUUACAAUCGUGCCACUCCAAGAUGAGCAAGAUGUGCCAUUGACAAGUAAGCAACAUAUUGUUAAAUUCAUAACCACAGCGAUUACCUAAACAAUAUACGGUACAGUUAUUAACAAGCACGAUCGUACAAUACUGGACCAGGAACUGGCCGCGUACACAAACCAGGCGUAAAUCAGGACAAAGCACAGAUAACUAAUGCCUGGUUCACACUGGUCGUAAGAAUCGGGGAUUUCCAUUGUCUGUGGUCAUUGGUGUGCAAAAUGCUUUGUCUGUCCGAAAAGAAUACAAUAGAAUGCCGAUGAAUUACGACCAGUGUGAACCAGGCUUAUAAUAAUUUUAAUUGCCGAUGUACCCAGACGUUUGGCCUAAAGCAGCCAUGCAUGCGCACUUUUCAAAAGCAUUUCCACGCAUUCGUAUGUUAGUUUGGAUAAGUAAAGUGUCCCAUAACAAUAAGAAUAAUCAUGCCGUGCCUAAAUUUAAGCCGAGCAUCAAACCUUGCCGUGGCAUUGCAAAAUAUUGCAGCUACAAUAGUGUACGUGCCGCGUAAAUGGGGUUUAAGACGUCAAGGUAAUAAAUAAUCUAAAUUGCUACGUUAAUUUUGCGGUGUGCCACUUCAUUUCUGCUUAGUCGUGGGUUCAAAACAGUGCUAACAACAAAUUGACAUGUCUUUGUUUUACGGUUCGCGAUUGUAUAUGAAUGUUAUACAGAAGAGUGUCCCAGAAAAGUCCCUUUUGAAAGUAUUGUUGUUAAUCACAAGAUUUUAUGCCCCUCCGUGUAAUUAAAAAUUCAAUUCAAUACACCCUUUCGAUAAUUACGUCACGAAUGGGAGCUUCGCUUCAUUAGUAAAAGAUGCAAGGCGAUUGGCUGAUGAUUCAUGAGAGCGAGGUUCCCAGGCCAAAUAACGUAAUUAUCGAAAGGGUAUAUUGUGUUUCCGCUCCUGCCGGUUUAGCAUAGUGUUGAAGCAUUUCAAAUAAGUUUAAUUUUUAAAGUGACCUGAAAUCGACAAUAAGACACUGUUACACAAGACUACAGAAUGUAUAAACAUUAUACACUAACCUUAUCUGUAUGUUGAUUCAAUUCUUUAGGCAACGAAAAUUGUGAAGAAUUAGUAAGUGAUCUUCCACACGUGCCACUCGAAGAUGAGCAAGAUGUGCCAUUGACAAGUAAGCAACAUAUUGUUAAAUUCAUUACCACCGCGAUUACCUAAACAAUAUGGUACAGUUAUUAACAAGUACGAUCGUACUAUACUGGACCAGGAACUGGCCGCGUAUACAUGCAAACGGGAUGUAAAUUAGGACAAAGCAUAGCUGACAUAUUUGCUGAAUAUUAAUGAUAUGUACAUAUUAUCUGCUACGAAUACAGUCAAGAAUUGCUUGUAUCUUGCUUCAAAAAUAAAAAAUCGAACACCGUCAAUCCAUGCGGAAUAUUGCUUAGCAUCAUUGUGUAAUGUUUCACCCCGAUCGCGGACAAGUAAUGCAGUAACACCCUAAUAAAGCCUGGAUCAAACGAGACCCAAGUCAUCGCAAAGAGGAUGGAUGAAAUGUGGAAAGGAGUCAAUUUGAUAAAAACAUAUCACAUAAAAUAUUCAUGUCUCGCUGUAUAUACAAAAUACAUCAAUCACUUUCUACAUGAGACAUUGUCUAUUUAACUUUCUUAUUUUCAUCAUCAAAUUAUUCAUUCCCUCUUUUCUAUGUCUAAGAAGUUUAAAACUGACGACGACUUGCGAUGAUUUGUGUCUCCUUUGAUCCGGACUUAAGACACUGUUACACAAGACUACAGAAUGUAUAAACAUUACACAGUAACCUUACCUGUAUGUUGAUUCAAUUCUUUAGGCAACGAAAAUUGUGAAGAAGUAAGUGAUCUUCCAACCGUGCCACUCCAAGAUGAGCAAGAUGUGCCACUGACAAGUAAGCAACAUAUUGUUAAAUUCAUUACCGCCAUGAUUACCUAAACAAUAUACGGUACAGUUAUUAACAAGCACGAUCGCACAAUACUGGACCAGGAACUGGCCGCGUAUACAAACGGGGCGUAAAUCAGGACAAAGCACAGAUACCCUGGUCCAGGCUGGUCACGUGUCUCCCAGAUUUUGGGAGAAAACAAUUUUUUUACAUGAGGGUGGGGGGCUAAGUUUGUUUUACCAAGCAUGUAAUCUUGUAGGAUUCUGCCUUUUGUUGUUGAUAUACAUGUAUGUAUUAUACAACCAAACCCGAUACUGUGUCUUUGAGUGAGCUUCGAGAAGGACAUCUAUAACGUUGCCAGCCAGGCUUGAUUAACAACUUCGUCCCUUACAAUAACCGUUAUGCCAAUAAAAACUUCGUUUCAUAGUGUAAUCGUUUGUGUUGCUUUAUUCACACUCCUUGUAUUGUUUUGAACUCGAGCGCCACAUUUGCAAGUCCCAAUUGUUAUCUCCCAAAAUCUGGGAGACACGUGACCAGCCUGGACCAGGCUCUUUCCUCCAGCGAGGCGCGUAGUGGAAAGAGCCUGGGUAAUAGGUUGCAGAUAACUAAGAGUUUUAAUUGCCGGUGUACCCAGACGUUUAGCCUAAAGCAGCCAUGCAUGCGCACUUUUCAAAAGCAUUUCCACGCAUUCGUAUAUUAGUUUUGAUAAGUUAACUGUCCCACAAUAAUAAGAAUAAUCAUGCCGUGCCUAAAUUUAAGCCGAGCAUCUGUUGAUUCAAUUCUUUAGGCAACGAAAAUCGUGAAGUAGUAAGUGAUCUUCCACACGUGCCACCCCAAGAUGAGCAAGAUGUGGCAAUGACAAGUAAGUAACAUAUUGUUAAAUUCAUUACCUAAACAAUACGGCAUUGUUAAUAAUAAAUCCUGGUAGGCAAAAUAUUGCCGUUGAUAUUUCCAAGUUCGGUGGUAAUGUUUUUGGCAUCUAAAUGACAUUGGGUUAAUUUCAAGAUGCUUCAGCAUAAUAAUGUAUAAAAAACAGUGGCGAAGCCAGCCCGACAAUUUGGUCAUGCUAUGCAAAUUUUAAAUCAUUAUCAUUAUUAAUUUCUUUACAAAUUGAUUGUUUCCACGUCGUAUGAACACGGAAAUAUUUGCAUAGCAUGACCAAAUUGUCGGGCUGGCUUCGCCACUGAUAAAAAAGAGCGAUAUUCUUCUUCGAGGGUAGUACCGGCGGCAAUUGCCUUUUGCUGCCGAGAACUAACAGGACUGUAUUAUUUGCAUAAAACACAUUCGAUUAACAAGAAGAAUUCAACCUGAGAGUAGAAUAUGUGCAGUAACACCUCUAUAAAACGCGGAUCAAACGAGAUGCAAGUCAUCGCAAGUUUAAACUUCUGAGACACGCAGGCUGUCCAAAAUUAGAUGUAGCGGAAGCCAAUUUGGGUUACCGCAAAACCACGUUGGUGGUAACCGGGUUUCCACAAUUUUUUUAAGGAAACUUCAGGGGUAAAAGUAGAAGUACUACCUCUAAAUUCCAUUAAAAGUUUAAAUGAAAUUGGCGAAGUUAUUGUAAAAUCUCUUGAGGGAAACCAGAUUAGGUUACCGCAAAACUACAUUUGUGGUAACGCACCGGUAACCCAGGUUUCGUUACCGCAAUUUUUGACAGCCAGAAUGGAAACGAGGAAUGCAUGGGUGGUAAAAUACAUGAAUUGAGGAAAAGAGUUGAUAAAAACAUAUAACGUAAAAUAUUCAUGUUUCGCUGUAUAUACAAAAUACAUCAAUCACUUUCUACAUGAGACAUUGUCUAUUUAACUUUCUUAUUUUCAUCAUCAAAUUAUUCAUUCCCUCUUUUCUAUGUCUAAGAAAUUUAAAACUGACGACGACUUGCGAUGAUUUGUGUCUCCUUUGAUCCGGACUUAAGACACUGUUACACAAGACUACAGAAUGUAUAAACAUUAUACAGUAACCUUACCUGUAUGUUGAUUCAAUUCUUUAGGCAACGAAAAUUGUGAAGAAGUAAGUGAUCUUCCACACGUGCCACUCCAAGAUGAGCAAGAUGUGCCAUUGACAAGUAAGCAACAUAUUGUUAAAUUCAUUACCACCGCGAUUACCUAAACAAUAUGGUACAGUUAUUAACAAGUACGAUCGUACUAUACUGGACCAGGAACUGGCCGCGUAUACAUGCAAACGGGAUGUAAAUCAGGACAAAGCAUAGCUGACAUAUUUGCUGAAUAUUAAUGAUAUGUACAUAUUAUCUGCUACGAAUACAGUCAAGAAUUGCUUGUAUCUUGCUUCAAAAAUAAAAAAUCGAACACCGUCAAUCCAUGCGGAAUAUUGCUUAGCAUCAUUGUGUAAUGUUUCACCCCGAUCGCGGACAAGUAAUGCAGUAACACCCUAAUAAAGCCUGGAUCAAACGAGACCCAAGUCAUCGCAAAGAGGAUGGAUGAAAUGUGGAAAGGAGUCAAUUUGAUAAAAACAUAUCACGUAAAAUAUUCAUGUCUCGCUGUAUAUACAAAAUACAUCAAUCACUUUCUACAUGAGACAUUGUCUAUUUAACUUUCUUAUUUUCAUCAUCAAAUUAUUCAUUCCCUCUUUUCUAUGUCUAAGAAAUUUAAAACUGACGACGACUUGCGAUGAUUUGUGUCUCCUUUGAUCCGGACUUAAGACACUGUUACACAAGACUACAGAAUGUAUAAACAUUAUACACUAACCUUAUCUGUAUGUUGAUUCAAUUCUUUAGGCAACGAAAAUUGUGAAAAAUUAGUAAGUGAUCUUCCACACGUGCCACUCCAAGAUGAGCAAGAUGUGCCAUUGACAAGUAAGCAACAUAUUGUUAAAUUCAUUACCGCCAUGAUUACCUAAACAAUAUACGGUACAGUUAUUAACAAGCACGAUCGCACAAUACUGGACCAGGAACUGGCCGCGUAUACAAACGGGGCGUAAAUCAGGACAAAGCACCAUCUUUCUUAUGGUUUGCGUUGCCUGACAUAUUUGCUGAAUAUUAAUGAUAUGUACAUUGUAUCUUGCUUCUUAGGUAAAAAAAGAUUUUCCGACAUUAAGCGGGAUCCACUUCAAAUUGCGAGAGAGAAAAUAAAAUAUUUAAAAGGUCAGAACAAAUAGCAUUCAAAAAGUAUCUGACAAUGCAUGAUCAGCAUUGACGUGCUGGUAAUGUGUUACCGGGAGUAAUCAAUUGCAACGUCCCCAUCCCACACCGUUGAUCGUGGCACGCGGGUAAAGUAAAAAUGCCCAAAUUUCCAAUAAAAUCAAAUAAAUGACUUAUGAUUGCAAUUUUAUAUGCCGGAAAAAUUUUUGAUGACCUCCCCCCUCGACAACUCUUCCAGGAAAAUUUUUAGAGUACAAAAAUAUCUUUUCCUGCAUUGCAUUUGAGGUUUUGACAGGGUAAUUCAGGCCGACCACCCCCAACUAAGAGUAAAAGGGGCCAGUUUCGCCCCUGGCUGGCGCCCACGUGCACGGCGAGAAAAUCGACAAACGCACGUCAGUAACAUAAUUCAAAUAUUUAAAAAACAGAAUUUUUCCAUUUUAGCAAAAUUACGAAAGAAACGAGGAUAUUCUUCUUCAGAUGGAAAUUCUUCUGAUGAUGAAGAUUCCAGUGGUAAAUAUCCCUGAAUAGCAUGCUUAUGAAUUGAUGAACAAGCAUAGAGACACAGAAUAGGGUACACAGAAGGCCAACUUAUUGGUUUUCCUAUGAUUUUCCUAUGAUUUUGGCGUAACCUGUAAUUCGUCAUCAAAUGCUGACGCCAUGGUUCUAGCCAGUGCACAUGUGCCAUUCAAAAUGGCGGAUGUCCAGGGGGGAAUGCCUCUCAAACGCGCACUGGCUAGGACCAUGGCGUCAGCAUUUUGAUGAUGAAUCAUGGCAUGGCAGCGGUUACUCGAGUCGCCCUUCUGUGUGCCUUAUUCUGUGAUAAAGAUAAACUUAAUAAGGUUUGAUAAGAUAGCUGAAAUUCACUCUGCAAUCUUUUCAAUAAAAUAAUGUCCUAUAAAAAGAACAAUAUAUAAUGAACAAAUUUUUGUUUUAAAUAGAUUCAUCAAGUUUAUCUGACUUAUGGCAAUUGACUCGGAAGAAGAAACACCGGCAUGUAAGCAAUAAGCAUACUGCACACUAAUUGCAAAUUGUAGAGUACUACACUGAAUACUGAUUGUAUCUACAGUGAAUAAUUAUUGUAUCUUUCACAACGUUCCGACAUUCAUUGUUUGGUCACAUUGGAGAGUCAUUCGACAUGAACUCAUAUUUUGGCAAUUUUGCUGAUGAAAAGUUCGACGUAUUAACAAGUCUUAAUUCAGACGUACAGUACGAUCAACUCUUUGUUGAUAAAAUAUUCCAAACAACGUCGAUAUGAAAUGGAAAAACACUCUGCUAAAUACGUCGCAUUGUGGUCGUCGUUAUCACUUAUGCCUCAUGAAUACCUGCACUAUAUAGGAGACAUCGGCCAUAACAUGUGCAAGUGGGUGUAUUAUUGAUAUAUCGUAAAUAAUGACGCUCAACAAAGGAUAUACAGCAUUCUAAGACUAUAUAACGAAGUAAACGCCUUUAGCUAUAGAAUAUGUACAAGCUAAGUGAAUUAAUUUGCAACCGGAUGUACAACCAGCUGAAAGACGUUAUACUUCGUUAUGAGAGUCUUAGAAUGCUAUCCUUUGUUAAGAGACAUUACAAUAUUAUCUAUAUUUUAGGUAUAUUUCUUCAAUUAUAUACCCCUGGCACAUAAUAUGGCUUAAAAAUGCAAAGAGAGAAGAAUUUUGUUUUAUAUAUAAUAUUAUAUAUAUUAUAUUUAUGUAUGUUUUAUUUAGAGAAAGGCGUUGUGGGUGGAUGACCUCUAUUCCGACGAAGAUGAUGAAAUAGCAACAGCAGUAAGUAUAACAAUACAUACCACUUGACAUCACGUUCGCAAUACAGAUUUCAGUAAUGUUGACGCAUGCGCGGACGUUUUCCCGCGGUGUUAUACUCUGCAGUUUUAAUGUCUGACCACAAUGGGUGCGCAAACACAAUUGACCGCAGGAGCAUGUUAAAUUCUCGUGUUAAAUUAACAACAAUUUAUUUUUAGGUUAAUUUCCAAAUGUCGAUACUCUGUAUAUCAGUCCAGUAGCUAUACUCACUCUGAUACACUAGGCGGAAAUUUUAGUUUGAAAAUGAAUACCAGAGCCCAGCAAAUAACUUUAAUACCACGUAUGUGUGGCAUUAAAAUUAUUUGCUGAGCUCUCUUACACGUUUAUAAACUUUGUACAGUUAUGUCUCGGAACUAUGCAAGAUAUGACAAAUCGGUAAAAGAAGUUAAUAUAUAGUUUAAUACAGCAUUCAAAUUGAACAAGUGAUGAGAUCAAUUCCAGUUUUAUAUAAUUUUAUUCCUAUACAUUAUGAAUGAUUUCUUAUAUUCGUGUACGAAAUUUGAGUUUAGCAGACAUGAAAAAAUGCCGAAAAGUAUACGGUACAGUAUUGCAGUAGUCAAAUAGUCCUGCAUGUUAUGAAAUAUCAAAACACCAAUUAAUUUUUGUAUUAGGAUGUACUAAUGUUAAAGGACAAAGAGAGCAACGCUCAAGCUCCAAAUGAUGAAGGUAGGCAUGAGAACGAUUAUACGAGUUCAGAUUUAUAUUUUUGUCAAUUGUCGGUUAUCCGAUUGUCCUUGUUAUCUUGCAAUCAGGGUUGCCAGAUUGGCUUAAAAAUUCAGCUAAAUAUUGACACAAACAGCCUUUUGUUUUCUUGUUUGUCCGACAGGAAACCAUAUAACCGAGACGACAAUAGCUCAGACCGGUCUGAAGUCAUCCCACAAGCUAUCUGAGAUUGGGAUGAAUGUAAAUGUAGGAGGAGAGGGUGAGUAAGUGCUAGGCUCUGGCUAACAGUUAUUACAACACAAACACAACCCCAGCCAUGAAUCGGAGACUUGUUAGAUUAAAUAUGACAUGCUACUCGAAUCAGUUAUUAAUUAAUUAUUAUAUAAAUACCGAUAUUUUACAGUCCCACUAAGAAAGGACGGAAAAGUCAUUGGACGUGGCAAAAUCAUGCCCGAUGCAAAAAUGGUGCAUGGUUACCAGUUAAUAGAUGGUUGGGUUUCGGUGGAGAUUAUACAAUUGUAUAACGAAUCUGUGGAAUGCUGGGAGGACUUCCCCACAAUGUCCGGCGAAGUUGAAGUGGGGAGCUUCUGUGCAUGGCCAACCAACGAACUGGACAUGCCAAAUUCAGGUAGGGGGCAUUUUUACUUUCAAUAAUGCAGUAAAGUGUUAAUUUGUAGUGUUGUUCACAAAUCUGCCCUGUAAUUCUGUUCCCAAUGUCACCUCAGAGCCGGUUCCAAUUGAUAUCACCCCAGGCCUAAGCUUGGUGUGUGUUUGGCUCUUUUUUGUUUCAUCUGCGAAAUGUCAACUUAAUAAUUUUCAGCGACUUUAGCGACCGAUGGUUAACCGGCUUUCUAUCCAAUUUAACGUGCAAACACCCUUCCCAGAGCUAUCUGCUGGUGCUUUUUUGUUCAAGUGAGGGUAUCGUAUAGAUUGAUGUAAUAAAAAUUACCGUGUGUUGUUGACUCGUCACUCUUGUUUUCAAUAUAGACGUAGCUGAUAUGUCUACCAAACGGCUACAAAGACAGGCAAAGAAGAAAACAUUGUUUGUGAAUGUAAGGUUUUUUGUAAUUAAUUUGAAUGCAUUUCAGUUUUAUAGAAAGUAGGGUCACUUGAAUCAAGAUAUUUUUUCAUUUAUGACGACGAACAUCUUUUUACGCGUCAAGAAUUAAAUUAACGUGAAAUAUUCAGGAUCUACAUUUUACCAUGCAUAUACACCGUGACCGUGCAUGUAGAAAAAAAGAUAUGAAUUUUAUACAGUUUAUAUAUAUUAGAGCUGUGCGGUUAACCGAAAAAUUCGGUUCUUCCGGUACUUGUUUUAGCACCAAAAAAUUAUACGCAAAAAAGAACCGGUAAUUUAGAUUUUAAUUUCCCGUUUAACGCCCGCCAAACGCCCACCUAAUUGCAGGUUGAAAUGUUUGGAAAAUAACAAGAUUGUGCUCUUUGUGCACAAUAUGCACUGUACUAAAUGCUCAAAUAGUUUAUAUUUACUUUAGUUGUGAUAGUUAUUGUUGUGAACUUGCUUGAAAUUUUUUUAAAAAUUUCAAUAUUUCAUCUUCAUAAAUAAAUUCCAAUUGUUCUUUUAAAAUAUUCAGAGAUUUAUACAAACUCACAAAGGCAUAAAUUCAUCUAUUUAGUAGAAAUACUCGAAACAUACAUAAAUGAGUUCAUACAUUUGUACUGUUCUUCUUUUUUGAAAAUAACCGAAACCGAACCGAGGUUUUUCUGUUCCAAAAACCCGAAACCGGAACCGGAACCGAAAUAAAAUUUUUGGAACCGCACAGCUCUAAUAUAUAUAAGAAUUUCAUAAUAAAUGUAUGUGUUUUAGGAAAAGACAUUCUGGCACGGUGACCAUGUAAACAGCGACGAAGAUCGUGGGUGCACAGAUGGUCAAAUAGAUGUAAGUUGGGCAAAUCAAGCAAUUCAAAUACGUUUCAAUUGUCGAUUCAAUGGCAAGUUUGAGAGCACCCUGCUUGUCCAUAAUAUAAUGGUUGAACAUCGCAGCAGAUUUUAUAGGCAAAAGUCGCAAAAUUGAACAUUGAAUCCCCCCCAUUGUAUAGCAGUUUCAAUUUGUUAUUAACAGUUUCAACAUUGUGUUGAAGGAGAGGGAAAUUAUGAAUUCGAGUUUUUGAAACCCAAACUUUUGAAUGUUGUUUUAAGUCAUUCUGCACUCGAUUGUAGAUUCAGAAGACUGAACGUUAAAAAUAGAAAGAAAUAUUGCCAUACAUACCCGAGUUUUUCUAAAAACCACAAUCGCUUUUGCAUUCCUAGUUCCCUAAAAUUUAAAAAUUUUAAUAUUACAUGUUGAUCAUAAAGCCUACUUUGAAUAUUUGAGAACAUGUAUGGAAGAAAGCAUGCAUGCGUGCGCCUAAAAUUUCAAUAUUUCGUUCAUUCCACCUGGUAAUAACUUGAAGCUCCACCUUUGCCCCCCGUUAUGGACAUACAGAAGCAUCCAUACCCGACAUCUCGACAAUACAAAGUCACAAAGACAAUAAAUAUAUCAGCACAAAAGACUAUAGGUCGAGUGAAAUCUUGAGAAAUCUUAGCAUGCCAAGAAUUAUUAUAUUGUGCUAUACAAUAUUAAGUAGAAAGCGUUAUGCAUGGAAACUCAUGCAUAUCGUUUAUCCUUCGAUUACUAAAUUUGUUUUUUAAACUAAAUAUUCACAAUUACAGUUAUAAUAUAGGUACAUAAUAUACUAAGAUAUAAUUCAGUUACGAUUCCAAUUCUAUAUACGACUACAUGCUACAAGUAUAUGUUUCAAGUAUAGGACAAAACGAAUGUGGGACAUUCAUAUUUUAAUGUUUGGCCGUGGUAUAUUCAGUGAAUAAAAGAGUUUAAGUGCAUGAAAGACAUCUUUAUUACGCCCAGAAAUAUGGGAACAAAAAUUGAUGAGAAAAAUGAGAACAAUUAUCGCAGUAAAAUAGAUACGUAGGCGUACAUGCGUAGCGUACAUGUAGUGAGAUGAAAUCAAACAAACAUUUGAAAUAUUACAAAACAAAAUAUCUUUGUGAGUUCGACUGGACAUUGCAUGCAAUGUAUUUAACCUGCAGAAAUGUUAAUACUCCUGUAAGCAUUGUUAAACGACCCUUUAUUGGUAAUUUCUUUCUCGUCUACGGGAUCUUCGGGUCGUUAGAGGGACAGCUAUUUUAUGUACAUUAUAUUUUUACCUCUAGAUGUUUAAGUAAAAUACAUAAGGUGUCCUAACAUAAAUUCAAAACAUUCAAGUUUACGUCAAAAUGUGUACAAUAUCAAAAAUUCAAAGUAUAAAUAUAUGUACUGUAUAUAUACCGGGUGUGACGGGUGUCCCCCAAAAAACUAUCCCCUGUUUGAUUUCAUGUAACGUAAAACCUAUAAAAGCUAUUUAUAAAAACCAUUGACAUUGUAUACACAAAGGAUCAACUUAAAUUUUUAUAUGUAACAUUUAAUUUUUCGUGCAAUAUUGAGAGAAAUACAAGCGUUUGAAGUUGCGAGGAGUUUUAGAAAUUGGCGAAAAAACGACAAAAAUCGCUGCAUCAAACUAAAUUGAAAGCAGUUGUCACUUUACAUGCAUGAUUACUUGACUAGCUAACUAGCUAACUUCAGUGAUUUUAUCUUUAAUUUUAGGUUAUCCCUUGCAAAAUUACUUUUAAAAAUAAAAAUUACACUUAAAGAUUGAUUCUUAGGAAUAAAACAAAUGGUAUUCAGCAGUCAAGGAAUCUUAGAAAAUUGCAUGAAUCAAGCGUUUCUGCUUGCAAGUAUUAGGAUCAAUAAAUGAUCCAAAACGCAAAACGCUUUUGAUGGCAUGAUUUCUAGAGCACAAUCUAUGGUGCAUUCAGGCUCAAAGACACGCUUUUCCUGAUAAGUUAACUCAUAUUAGUUAAUCCUUUUGUACAUUAUAAAUGCAUUCUUUUAGCUAGAAUAAAAAUAAUCAUCAAGUAAACUAAACUGGAAUUUGAUAUGCUGUUUUAUGCUAAUUUUUUGCCUUUUAAGAAAUAGUAUUUCAAGUUUGAAAUGUCAAUAGGUCUGUCAAUAUCGGGCGGAAAAUUAAAUGUUAUAUAUCAAAAUUUAAGUUAAUCUUUUGUGUAUACAAUGUCAAAGGUUUUUGUUUUAGUGAAAUAGCUAAAUUUAUAGGUUUUAUGUUACAUGAAAUCAAAGAGGAGAUAGUUUUUGGGGGGACACCCGGAUAUAUAUUCCUAGGAUCUCAACAUAAACACCAAGAUGAUAGCUGAAAUAUGGCUAAAACACAUACCUUAUUUUCUAGGAUAAAAGUAAAAAAUUGGUUGGUGCCAACGCCGAAAACUCAAACAAACAAGGUAUAUAUAUUUGAUACACUAAUAUUACAAUUUAUAGCAAUGAUAAUAAUAGAUUAAUAAAUUAUAUGCAUGAUAAUUUAUUUGAAAACUCAAUAACAUUUUUACUCUUAUUACUCCACAUGUAUAAGUGUGGCGCACGUAUAAGAUUCAACACAAUUUUGGGAAGUCCAAGGAAUAAAUACUAUAUAUGACAUAACGUUGUUUAAUAUCUUAAUUCUAGACUAGCCCAGCGGCAAUGCGUCAGUGCAAUUUAUAAAUUAACAAUAACCGGACCAGUACUGUUUUCUAUUUUCGAAACCCUUGUAUUGCUUAAAAUUUCUUGCUUCGAACGAGUUACACAGGAUUGAAAUUUGCUCAACUUAGACAUAUCACAAGCUUCAUAUAUUCAUUUCGCCCACAAAUAUACUUUUCUGCUUCUAAAUGUUACGAACAUAAUAACCAAUGCUUGCUUUGAAAGAUAUGCUUUAAUCCAUACAAUUAAUGUAGAAAAUACAAUGAUAAAAUACAGUGGCGUGAAGGUCACUCAAAAUCUACUGUACAUGUUUUUGGAUACAAAGAACAAAUUAAAUCAAUCAAUAUUAGCCGACGACUAAAAAUCCAAUUGAUUUCCAAAAUUGGUCAGAGUUAGGGACCACUCACUAUUUAUGCCAGAGGGACAGGGCACGUUAAAUCAGUAACCCCCUCCAGUACAAAUACAAAAUUCCAUCCUGCACACUAUCUUAAAAAUGCAGAAACCCCCCCCCCCCUAAAUAUGUUUUGAAAUUUUCAAUUUCUUUUAUUUGGGCAGGACGUUAAAUUGUAUAAAUCUUUAAUUCGCUUUUAAGACACUUGGCCUACAGGCCAGUAUAAAAAGUGAAAUUUUAACUCAGACGUUUGGUUUGAGUAUUUUGCUUUAAUUAUUACUGUUAUUAUUAUUAUUAUUAUUAUUACAUUAGUCAACUGGGUACAAAUGUGUUAAAGUAAUUCAUCAUACAAAUCUACAUCAAUCAUACGAAACUAGCAAACAAGUGUUUAAGAGUAUAAUAGAAGCAUAUAUAGUGUAUGCUAAAACUCUGGAAGUCUUGAAUUAUUAUAAUUUACAAUUCAAACCUGAAAAAAUCUUAGACCGUUAUCAGUCAGUAAGUCAUUGUACAAAUGUGUGAUAAAUCAUUGUGAUCUGCAUGAUAUUAAACAAAGGUGUUUUUGCUUAAUACCAAACAGAUGCAUUGCUUGCAUGUUUUAAUACAGUUUAUUCAUUCAUUUCAUUUAUUUAUUCAUUAUUCAAAUAUUUAUUUAUUAUUUUUAUUUAUUCAUUAUUCAUUAUAAUACAAUAAUAAUGUACACUUAAUCUGCAAAUAGCAAAUGCUAAUCGAGGCAGAUGGCAUAGAAAUAAUUUUGUGAAUUGGUAGAGCAUAUUAGUCGAAAGAUGAAUAUAGAUAUAUUCCCAGUGUACAACAUGCAUGUUUGCGAAGCAAUAUGCCAUACACUACAAUACUACAUAUUACCAUUAUUUCUAAAUAUUGCAAAACCGAUUUGAUAGAUGAUAUGAACCAAGUCUUGUUCUAGAAUAAUUACAUACUAGUUACAUCUACAUACUGUAUACAUAAAUAACGAGUAAAAUCGUCUGGCAUUAAACAGAGUAAAAUGCUAAAGUAGGGUGCAAUGCGACUCAAUGGGUUAAUUUAAUUGUCAUAGAUGUAUUUUAAUUAAUUUUAAUUUAAUGAUUUGCCCAUGUGAUAUACAAUGUUACAUAAAAAAAAUAAAAUAAUAAAAGUAGAUAAAUUUGGGCUAGGAGUCUAUAGAAACCUUGAACAGGCUUUUGGAUUUAGACCCCUAGUUUAAAGUCUUGGUGCUAAUACAUAUAUAGUUAAAUUGUCAUCGGUUCUAAGUAUUUACAAAAAGUGAGGUUAUGUUACAUACAUUCAAUAUUUGUAGGAGAGUAUUUACUAUUAAUAAUUAAAAUGAGAAGCUUGAGUUAAAUAUCUAUUUACAUGAAGAGAAAUUACAAUUAAAGUGUUUUAUAAGAUUAAUUACAUAGAAAGUGUAUUUUGGAUUUUUUCUUAAAAAUGAGACGUGAUGUUAUUAUUUUUAAAUUACUGUAAAGAUUAUUCCAAACAUCCAUCCCGUUCACUGAAAGCGAGUGCUUGACGUAGUUAGUUCUCUGAUAAGACAUAUGAAGUUUAGUUGAGUUUCGAGUGUUGUAUUGGUGAAUUUGGUUAUUUGAAACAAAAAAUUAAGUUUGUGAAAAAUUUUGGCAAGUUCUUUACAUGAUGAUAUCGGAACAUGAAAGACUUGCAAGGUAGUUAUUUAACUUAGGCCUGUUUCAAACGUAGCGCUUCUCAUGUGCCGAACGCAUUAGAAACAAUAGAUAAUGAGGCAUUUCAGCUGAUUAUCUAUUGUUUGUAAUGCGUUCGCCACAUGAGAAGCGCAACGUUUGAAAAAGGCCUUACUGAGAUUCAAGAUCUGUAGGUCAAUAAAUAUUUUUUCAGUGUGAGAAAAAUUGGACUGAAAUGUCAUAAGACGAAUGAUUUUCUUUUGAAUAUCUGUUAACUUUUGAAUUCUUGUUUUGUAUGUGUUACUCCAUUGCCAUAGAUUAGAUAUGGAUAGACUAAAGCAUAGUACUGUAUAGUGUAUAUUAGUUUUAAAGUAUUUAAAUUUGUAAAAUGACAAAUUGUUGCAAUAAUUCCUGCAGAUUUUACAAUUUUCUUUGCAACGGAAUCAAUAUGAUUGUCCCAUGAUAAACAUUCAUCAAUAACGUACUACUCCUAAAAAGGUUGUACUUUUGACUUGUUUGACAUCGUCAUUAUUGAUGAACAACUUUACUACGUGUUUCUUUUUCUUUUUUAAGGAUAGAAAUAAAAUAAAUUUGGUUUUUGAUGUGUUGAUAGAUAGUUUGUUCGUGUUUAGCCAUUCAGCUAUUUUGUCCACUUCCGCCUGAAGAGUUUCAUAUAGUGUUUUGAGGCAUGGUGACUGUAAAAUAUAUUUGUAUCAUCAGCAAACAAUAGCAUUGAUGCUAUAUAACUACAGUUUUGAAUAUCGUUUAUAUAGAGGAUAAAAAGUAGCGGACCCAAUAUUGAACCUUUGCAGGACCCCAGUUUGUACUAUCAUUUCGCUUGACAUUAUUUGUUUAUAUUUUACAAUUUGUUUCAUGUUUGUAAGGUAAUUUUCAAAACAAAGUCUUGCUAUGCCACAAAUUCCAAAAUAUUCUAAUUUACUGAUCAGAAUCUUGUGAUCAAUGGUGUCAAAUGCUUUUGACAAAUCUGAGAAAAUACCAAUGGUGUAUUUUCUGUGAUCAAUUUCUUUUGUAAUUUUAUUAACAAGUUCGAUUAUUGCAAGUUCAGUUGAUCUGUUUUUUCUGAAUCCAUAUUGAUGGUCAGAUAAAAUAUUAUUUUUUUCAACGUAUUUUAUUAGUCGUUUGAACAUUAAUUUUUCAAGUAAUUUAGCGAAACAAGUUAAAACUGAUAUUGGUCUAUAGUUUUCAAAUUUAUUUUCUUCAUUUGAUUUGAAUACUGGUGUUACCAGGGAAGUUUUCUAAAACUAAACAAAUUAAAAUCUGAUUAAAAUCUGUUCAGAAAUAAUAUCUGUAGUAUGUAUGUGUAUCAACAUAAUCAUCCUCAGUCUCGUUUUGUAUAUAUUUUCGUUUAGUAGAAGUCUUCUCAACUAUUAAUCUCUCUCUCUUAACCUUCUUAAACUGCAAUAAAUUCAUACAACGGAUAAUACAAGACAUGUUGAUCUUAAAGUUUAAUAUACUUUAAUAUUUGAACGAGUCUGUUUUGGUCGUCGUUGCCGUUUGGUCGUCGUUGCCGUCGCUCCCACCGUGAGUGACACUGACAUAUGCCUUUUAAUAGACAAACGAAACUGACAUAUGGCUUUUAAAUCGACCUUUAAAUAUGAAAUCAAAUCAAAUAACCUGCAUGAAGAUCAAAUAUUAAUAUUUUAUAUGCAAAAUUUUCAACUCACUUACUCGUUAAAACACUUGAAAGGUCGUGUUCCUUUAAAACCACUCCGACUCAAAUGCCUUUGUUCAAAUUUCUUCUCUUUUUUUAAACAGGUAACUAUAUUGUCUGAGACGAGUUAAAAGUUUGCAAAAUGACUUUAUAAAAAUGAGUCAAUGACUGAAUCUUUUCUGAAUUUAAUUCUGUGCUCUCACUUCCAGUGCUUCCAUUUUCAAAAAACAUAAUUUCCUUCUAGCGGUAACCAUUGAACCAACAGAGCUUCCACUCGGAAGGAAAUUUCCUUCCAAAAGGAUAUUUUGGCAUUUGGAAGGAAAAUAAAAGGAAAUAAGAUUUCGAAGGAAAAGGGAAGGAAAUUUUUCAAUUUAAACUUUUCAGUAAUUUCUAGUAAUUUAAUAAUGGUUAAACACUUUAUUAUGAACUUUUGAGUUCAAAAACAUUUAUAAAAAUAAUACUUCGGAUAUUUACAUAACCAUCAAGGAUGAAUGGGGGUAAUUUUGGACUUAAUUAACAGGUCUUCAGUGAGUAAGUGAGUAGAGUAUUGGGCUUAACUCGAACUUUUCAAGUUGUGUUUCUUUCUUCGAGUUAAGCCCUUGACAAAAAUGGGUGUUGUUUGGGCGUGGUCGGGGCUUAACUCAAAGGGCAUAACUCGAAGAGCUUAACUCGAGGGGUUUAACUCGAAGAUUACCUAUCUUAUUUCUUAUCAUUUGCUUUUUUCCGUACAGCAUAAGAGUCAAUACAUUUGAAGUUGACCUCUGCUCAAUUCACUAUUACAUAUUCACUAUUAUAAUUAUAUAUUCUACUCAAUAAUGAAAGCCACAAUAAUACUCCUCCAUUUGAGUUUUCGGGGAAUUCAAAUCGCAUAUGAGAUUUGAACUCGCAUACCGUAAACCUCCGAAUAUAAGCCCCCCCCCCCACCCCGCCCCGCCAGAUCAUCCGGUAUAAAAAUUACGUAAAAUGAUUGUUUCUGUGUCAAAAACUGAUAAGUUACAGAACUGCUGAUAGCCAUUAUACACUGCUUGAUCAACUUUCAUUGUUUCAUUUCUCCCCCCCCCCCCCCUCCAUUUAGAAGUUGUUGCAAAUUUUUAUCCUGCUACUGCAGUGUUCAAAGCAGGAAAUUUUAACAUUGGUUAUUCGAGCCGAAUAACAUUUUCAAAACAAAAAUGUCGAAAAUCAAGAUAGAGGAUAUUACACGGCGGCGCGAAGAUAUGACUUUAUCUUCGAGUGGUGAAAAUAAUAUUUUAUGAACGAGCGCAGUGAGUAAAACAUUGUUUUUAACACGAGAAGAUAAGGGGCCGACCAUUUAACUUUUGAGGGUGGAGGGGGUGAUUUACUGCUGGCAGAGAAUUUUUUUCUGGGAUCGUUAUGUGCAAGAUUUUGUUUUAUCCCAUCACCAUGUACGAUUUUUUUUGCCACACUUUCUUUCGCAGCAUUUUUGCAAUAGCUUUAUUAGCUUAUACUAUUUAGGUUCUGUAAUUAUAGUUAAUGUUGAGUUUUCUGCUUCAUGCAUUGCUCUUAAUAAUACAUAUUGCUAUGAGGUAUAACAUUUGGUUCAGGGCCUUUUUUAAGGAUGUGUAACUGGAGAGGACAUAAUUAGCGGGGGACCUGGAGAAGUUCCAGUCGGCAAGUCUGUACCCAGGGCCGUAGCUAGCAUGUAUAGUUGGGAAGGGGCGGUGUAGGACAAAAAUUUCCAAAUGACGAAUUGGAAAAAAUUUCCGAAUAUUUCAUGGCAUACUAAGCCACGAAGGUGUUUGCUAUUCGGAAAAUGAAGACGCAAUUUACAAACAAAAAUAUGCAUAUUUUACGCACAGACAUAUUACAGAAGCAGUGCGGUAGGGAGUUGUUUAUUGGGGUCAGAAAACGAGGGCCCGAGGCCCGAAGAAAUUUUUAAAUUUCGAGUCUCUGAAAUGCCAUUUCCUGGACUUUGGGGAAGUUUUGACAGAAUGCUGAUGGUCAGAAAAAAGCGUUUUAGUAUGUCGAAAUUUACAAUUUGCUUACAAUUUAUAGUGACAAUACAAUUUUAUAAUAUUUUCUUUGUUUAACAACUAAAAUUUUGUUCUACUAUAAUUGCCGUAAUUUUCAGAAUGACCAACCCGAUUUUCUGAAUAUGUUGAUUAUAAAAAAGUUAUAUAUAUAGGACUCUGAGACAACUGCAUGAGAUAAGUCUCACCCUCAGUGCAAUGGGUCUAUAUAUUGACACAGUCAUCCAUUAGUCAUGUAUGCUUACUUUAUAGUUAACCUAAAAAAAGAUGGCAAAAUCAUAGGGACUGGAAUGGUUAUGCCUGAUGCCAAAACAGUUCAUGGUUACCAACUAACCAAAGGUUGGGUUUGUGUGGCAAUCAAACACCUUAAAAAAUCCUAUGUGCCAUGCUGGGAGGAGUACCCAACACAUUCAGAUGAAAUUGAAGUGGGUAGUUUCAGCGCAUGGCCAGCAGACCAACUAAUGACACCAGAAGGUUCAG